Messenger RNA from Penicillium verrucosum, 1044 nucleotides. Its product is annotated as Short-chain dehydrogenase/reductase SDR. Lineage: Eukaryota; Fungi; Ascomycota; Eurotiomycetes; Eurotiales; Aspergillaceae. The transcript has a single exon. The coding region runs from base 1 to 1044 and encodes 347 amino acids. The record is from RefSeq and is a predicted model, not a curated record.
AUGUCUUUCUACAAUUCUUACCCCGGUUUCCUAUACCGCCAAUUCCUAGUGUGCCCUCCCAAGGCACCCUCCGGUACUUCCCUCCAAGGCAGGGCCGGCAUAGUGACAGGCUCAAACACUGGUCUGGGAUACCAAGCCUCAGCCCAGCUACUGAAGCUUGGUCUCACGCAUCUCAUCCUAGCUGUACGCAACCUCUCAAAGGGCGAAAUAGCGCGCACAUCCCUCCUCGCCUCGCUCCCCAAGUCUACCAAGCCUCCAAUGGUCGAAGUCUGGGAACUAGACUUAGCAGACUAUGGCAGCAUCACCAGCUUUGUCAACCGUCUUCAGAAAUCUGACAUCCACAUCGAUUUCGCUCUGCUCAAUGCCGGUGUUGCCAACUUCAACUACACCCAGACUCCAUCGACAUCGCACGAGUCGAGUAUCCAGAUCAACUGGCUGGGAACUGCUCUUCUUACUCUGCUUAUCCUCUCUGAUCUCAAUAAACAGGUUGUGGCCAAUCCUACACGUCCCCGCCCUGUGAUCUCGAUCGUUGGUAGCGAGACUGCCGCUUGGGCGAAGUUCAAAGAAGCUCAGGUCUCCACUGCAAAGGGUAUACCUCUUAUCGGGGUGUUGGAUGAUAAGACGAAUUUCGACAUGGGUGAUCGAUACUACACCUCGAAGUUACUCUAUCAGCUCUUUUUCCUGGAGCUUGUCCGCAGCCAUAGAUCUAUUUCCCAGGGUGCGAUUCUCAAUCUUGUCAACCCCGGCUUAUGCUAUGGGUCUGAGUUGCAUCGCACGGCUGAGGGAGCCUUUGGCAAGGUCCUUUCUGGCAUGAAGAGGGUUGUGGGCCGCUCUCUCCCUGUGGGUGCUCGGACCCUUGUUCAUGCGGCAGUACUGGCUGGCGACAACUCAGACGGUAGAUAUCUAAGUGAUUGUAAGAUAGCUCCAUUUACAGGGUAUGGGGACAGUGAUGAUGGUGGAAAGAUGCAGACUCAGGUGUGGAAGGAGACAGAGGCAGAGCUAAGUCGGGUAGUGGAUAUGGACAAGCUGUUGUUAGAUAUUUGA